UUGCACAGAGAAUUGGGAUUUAGGGUUUUAAACUCCAUUGUUCCGUAGAGUUCUUGAGAAAAUGGACCAGAUGAAGAAGAGGAAGCUUGAGGAUAACGGCGUCGGCACUGACGUUCCUGUUGCGAAUAGGCUUUCAAUCGAAGAUGGUCGGAAGAUUCUUGAAUCUGUUACACCUGAACAAAUGGUAGAAAUCUUACAAAAUGCUGUUGUUCGUCAUCCCGACGUGCUUGAUCAAGUUCGAGAAAUCGUCGAUCGUGACCCUACUAAAAGAAAGCUUUUUGUUCGUGGGCUUGGCUGGGAAACUACGACUGAAAAAAUCAGGUCAAUUUUUGGGACAUUCGGUGAGUUAGAAGAAGCUGUUGUUAUUCUUGAUAAAAAUACUGGGAAGAGCAAAGGUUAUGGAUUUGUUACGUUUAAGCAUGUUGAUGGAGCUUUACUUGCGUUAAAGCAACCGAGUAAACACAUUGAUGGUCGAGUUACGGUUACUCAGCUUGCUUCAGCUGGGAUUCAAGGUGGCCCUGGUGGUGGGAGUUCGAAUAAUCCAGUGGAUGUGUCAUUGAGGAAGAUUUAUGUAUCUAAUGUGCCGUAUGAUAUGCAAUCCGAGAGGAUUUUACAGCAUUUUUUGAUGUAUGGGGAGAUAGAGGAAGGACCAUUAGGGUUUGAUAAGGCCACUGGGAAGUCAAAAGGGUAUGCUUUGUUUGUGUACAAGACGGCGGAGGCAGCACAGUCUUCGUUGGUGGAUCCUGUUAAGAAUAUUGAUGGGCAUCAGUUGAACUGUAAGCUGGCUAUUGAUGGGAAGAAAAAGCCUGGUGUAGGAGGUCCAGGAGGAUCUCAGGUUCAAACAGAUGGACAUGGUGAUCCGAUGGGUCCUGGGCAAUAUGGUGCGCCUAGUGGUUAUGGUGGAUUUUCAGGUCAUUCUUCAUAUGGCGUGCAUGGACAUGGUCCCAAUUCGGCAUUGGGUAGUGGAAAUGGUAUCGGUGUGGGUGGUCCUGGUGGUUCAUCUUAUGGGAACCAAUCUGUGGGUGGUGGGUACGGUUCAGGGAUUGGUGGUCCAUAUGGUGGGGGGUCUCAUUAUGGUGGGGCUGGUUCAGCUGGAUAUGGCGGGUUGACCGGUAGUGGUUAUGGCGGUGCUGGGGCAGUGGGAGGUGCUGCUGGUGGAUUACCUGGCGCUGGUAGUACAUUAGGUGGUGCUGGCCGUGGAUCUUCAAUGUAUGGGUUACCCCCAAGCUCAGCCGGGAUGCCCUCAGGAGAUUAUCCACCACAGGGUUCUCAUUACGGUCCUUUACAUCAACCUCACGGGCUACAAAACCAAGGCCCUGGGGCAUCAGCUGCACCUAGAGUUGCACCUGGGGGUAUGUACCAGGGGAUGCAUUCAUAUUACUGAGGUGUUUUGACAGCUUGGUGCAGCUGCUUUUAGUGGUUCUGGAUGAAUGCAGAUGUUUUUAAGUCUGGUUUGAUGAUUUUGAUUGCUAUCUACUUUGGCUUCUGCAUUUGCACCCUUUACUGAUGUCCUUCUACUUCUACAUUGUGGUAGUCAAGCGGUUACUUUCUUCAGGAGACCUUGUGCUUUUUGGAGUUCUAGUUGGAGUUUGUGUUUGGAUAUAAAUAUAGUAAUGUUUCGUAUGCUUUUGAGCCUUAGAAACGAUCUGCUGUAUUGGAACAACUUUUAGAUUGCUGUUGAAGUUGCUGAAAUUAGUUCCUUAUGGUAUUUGGAAGACCUCCGUUUCUUUACAUUUAAAUUAUCUGAAUCUAGAAUUCUUCUUCUUUUGUGCC
Molecule: messenger RNA, 1773 nt
Organism: Solanum pennellii
Lineage: Eukaryota; Viridiplantae; Streptophyta; Magnoliopsida; Solanales; Solanaceae
Product: UBP1-associated protein 2C-like
Exons: 2
Coding region: 62-1384 (440 amino acids)
Molecular function (GO): RNA binding
Source: RefSeq, a predicted model, not a curated record